AUGGGAUAUUCCUCCCAUAAAGGAAAAUGGUAUUUCGAUAAAGAAGAUUUCAAAUAUACACCAUCUGUAAAUGACGGCUGGAGUUUAGAAAAAGAACAAAUAGAUAGAGGUAAAGGCGUUAAUUUCAUUAUACAAGUAGGCUCUAAAUUAAAACUACCUCAACUUACACUUUCUACAGCAGCAGUUUUUCUUCAUCGUUUUUAUAUGCGUUUUUCACUAGCUAAAUAUCACUAUUAUGAAAUUGCUGCAACAUGCAUUCUUUUAGCUACAAAAGUAGAAGAAUCAUGCAGGAAAUUAAGGAAUAUAAUUAUUGCAUGCGCAAAAGUUGGACAAAAAAAUCCAGAUCUUAUAAUUGAUGAGCAGUCUAAAGAAUAUUGGAGAUGGAGAGAUGUGAUUAUAUAUAAUGAAGAAAUACUAUUGGAAGCUUUAUGUUUCGAUUUAACAAUUGAUCAUCCUUAUAAAGAUCUUUUAAAAUAUAUAAAACAUUUUGGUAGUAAACAAGAUACAGCGAAAUCUGCAUGGGCUUUUGUAAAUGAUAGCAUUAGAACUACUAUUCCAAUAAUCUAUAAACCUCAUACUAUUGCAGCAGCAGCAUUUUAUUUUGGAACUAAACAUACAUCAACAGUAAUUAAUUCAAUAGGAGAUAGAUCAUGGUGGGAAGUUAUAGAUAAAAACAAUUUUAUGAAAUAUACUAAACUUUAUAAAGAUGUAUGUAGAAUUAUGACUAAUCUAUAUGAAUCUAUUCCAAUGCAAGGAUUAUAUCCAACUUUACAAUCAGAUAUUACGAAAAUACCAUUACAAAAUAACUUUCCUAAGACUUCUGAUCAAACAAAAGAAUUAUAUCAUGAUCAAAGUAAAGGAAUUAAACGAAAAAACGAAGAUUCUUUUAUUUUGAAUACAUCUAAAGAUCAAGAUAAUGUUGUAUCUAAAAAAAAAAUUAGAUGA
Molecule: messenger RNA, 945 nt
Organism: Pneumocystis carinii B80
Lineage: Eukaryota; Fungi; Ascomycota; Pneumocystomycetes; Pneumocystales; Pneumocystaceae
Exons: 5
Coding region: 1-945 (314 amino acids)
Biological process (GO): regulation of transcription by RNA polymerase II; positive regulation of DNA-templated transcription, elongation
Cellular component (GO): nucleus; cyclin/CDK positive transcription elongation factor complex
Molecular function (GO): cyclin-dependent protein serine/threonine kinase activator activity
Source: RefSeq, a predicted model, not a curated record